This is a messenger RNA of Colletotrichum orchidophilum, 1368 nucleotides long. Its product is annotated as glycolipid anchored surface protein. Gene Ontology annotation, cellular component: cytoplasm; fungal-type cell wall. Gene Ontology annotation, biological process: fungal-type cell wall (1->3)-beta-D-glucan biosynthetic process. The record is from RefSeq and is a predicted model, not a curated record. Gene Ontology annotation, molecular function: 1,3-beta-glucanosyltransferase activity. Lineage: Eukaryota; Fungi; Ascomycota; Sordariomycetes; Glomerellales; Glomerellaceae. Bases 1 to 1368 code for a protein of 455 amino acids. The transcript is spliced from 4 exons.
AUGAAGUCUGUCGCUGCUUUCUCCGCCCUCGCGGUCCUGUCCGUCGUCUCGGCCAACCCUACUGCGACUGAGCCCGAGGCCCCCAUCAAGGCCCGCUCCCUGCCCACAGUCUCCGCCUCUGGCAAUGCCUUCUACGCUGGUAGCAACCGCUUCUACCUUCGUGGCAUCGACUACCAGCCCGGUGGUUCGUCCGAGAACAUCGACCCACUGGCCGAUACUAGCAUCUGCGGCCGUGACAUUCCCAAGUUCAAGGACCUCGGUGUGAACACCAUCCGUGUCUACUCUGUCGAUAACUCCAAGGACCACAAGGAGUGCAUGCAGCAGCUGGCCGACGCUGGUAUCUACCUCGUUGCCGAUGUCAACAACCCCAAGUACUCUAUCAAUCGUGCCGACCCCCACCCCUCAUACAACGCCGUCUACCUCCAGAGCGUCUUCGCCACCGUCGAGGAGUUCGCCAAGUACGAAAACACACUGGCCUUCUUCUCCGGAAACGAGGUCAUUCACGAUGAGCCCAACACUACAUUGACCGCCCCCUAUGUCAAGGCCGUCACCCGUGACAUCAAGAACUACAUGGCCUCCCGCGGCCUCCGCCACGUCCCUGUCGGCUACUCCGCUGCCGAUGUCUCCGACAACCGUAUGCAGACCGCUGAGUACUUCAACUGCGGCAGCGACGACGCCCGCUCCGACUUUUUCGCCUUCAACGACUACUCCUGGUGCAGCUCCAACUUUGUGGAGUCCGGUUGGGAUAUUAAGGUUAAGAACUUCACCAACUACGGGAUUCCCAUCUUCCUGUCUGAGUAUGGUUGCAACACCAACGUCCGUACCUUUGGCGAGCUGGAGGCUCUCAUGAACCCUGAGAUGACUGGUGUCUACUCUGGUGGUCUCAUGUACGAGUAUUCUCAAGAGGUCAGCAAGUAUGGUAUCGUCGAGAUCAACGGCAACACCGUGUCCGAUCUUCCUGAAUACGCCAACUUCAAGAACGCUCUCGCCAAGUACCCCGCCCCCACCGGUGACGGUGGCGCCAAUUCGACCUCCCACUCCUCCGCUUGCCCUGCAAAAGACUCCGUCUGGCUGGCCGACCCCUCUCAGAUUCCCACCAUCCCCUCCGCCGCCGAGAAGUACAUGACUGCUGGUGCCGGUUCCGGCCCGGGUCUGGACGGCCCUGGCUCCCAGACCGCUGGUGACUCUGCUUCCUCCGGUGACACCACCGGAGGUACUGCAUCUGCCAGUGCAUCCGGCCACGCUUCCGCCACUGGCUCCCACAACGCUGCUCCUGGCAUGACCUUUGGCGGCCCCAUUGAGAAGGCUCCUUUGGCUAUUGCCGGUCUGGCCGCCAUGUUCACUUUGUUCGGUGCCUUCCUGCUGUAA